AUGUACGUCUUACUAAUUCUGUUAGUUUCUAUAUAUUAUUCACUCGUUGAUGGUUUUGGCCUCCAUGGAUUUACUUUUAAGGGUUUAGAUGAGCCACAAAUAUUGGAUUCUCGUACAAAAGAUGUACGUGAGGAAUGGUUAAUCCAACCAUUGGAUCAUUUUAAUUCACGUGAUAAUAACUUAUGGCAUAUGCGUUACUACAAAAAUGCAGCCUUUUCAACACAAACUGGACCGAUAUUGAUCAUGCUCGGCGGAGAAUGGGAAAUAAAACCUAAUUUUUUAACAAAUGGACUGAUGUACGACAUUGCUGUUACUCAUGGAGCCAUGAUGUAUUAUACUGAACAUCGAUAUUACGGAAAGAGUAAACCCAUACAAAACAUUAGUGAAGAAAAUCUGCAAUAUUUGAACGUCGAUCAAGCUUUGGCUGAUAUAGCUUAUUUCAUUGAAAGGAUGAAGCGAAACCUUGGUAAAGAAAACGCAAAAGUAAUUGUUUUCGGUGGAUCAUAUGCUGGUAAUAUGGCAGUGUGGGCUAGAUUAAAAUAUCCUCAUCUCAUUCAGGGUGCCGUGGCUAGUAGUGCUCCGAUAUAUGCAAAAGCUGAUUUUUAUGAAUAUAACGAAAUUGUGGCAAGGUCACUUCGUAGCUAUGACGAACAAUGUCCGAUCGAUAUUAAAGCUGCGUUUGAUUCCGUAAAGGAAUUAUUGACUGGUAAUGGUGGUGCUGAAAAAUUGAAAACAUAUUUCAAUCUGUGCAAAGUGCCGAAUGUGAAAUCUAAUAACGAUGUUAGUCACCUUAUAAAUAUUUUCAUAGAGAAAUUUGCUGGAAUUGUUCAAUAUAACAAAAAUCAGGAUGGUAACAAGUCGGAUAUCUCUGUUUGUUGUGAUAAUAUGACAGCAACGUAUUUGGGAUCACCACUUCAAAGAUUAGCUCGACUGCUGAGUAAAGACGAUGGUAGUUGUUUAGAUGCGAGUUAUGAACAGUUCAUAUCACGCCAUAGGAAUAUAAGCUGGAGUUCAGACAGUAUAAUAAGGAGGUGGUAUUACCAAACGUGUACGGAGUAUGGUUAUUACUCGACAACUGAUUCCGAAGAUUCGAUUUUUGGAUCUCUUGUCCCAUUAGAUUACUUCCUGAAUAUUUGCGUCAACUUAUAUGGAAAUUAUUACGAUGGUAAUUUUUUGAAAUCAAGAAUAGAACGAACGAAUUUAAUUUACGGUGGUUAUAAACCGGAUAUAACCAAUGUCAUUUUUACAAAUGGCGAUUUGGAUCCUUGGCAUAAACUUUCAGUUUUACUAGACUUGAAUGAAUCUACACCAGCUAUACUUAUAAAAGGUGCAUCUCAUUGUCAAGAUUUAAUGAAUGAUCUUCCUACGGACCUGCCAGAUUUAAGGGAGGCAAGAAAAACUGUACGUAAUAUUAUAGCUAAGUGGAUAACAUCAUGAGUGUUGUGAACAAUUUUUCAUUAUAAUAAAAAAGAAAAAAAGAAAGAAA
Vespa crabro (European hornet) is the source of this 1486-nucleotide messenger RNA. Its product is annotated as thymus-specific serine protease-like. The record is from RefSeq and is a predicted model, not a curated record. NCBI's taxonomy places the organism in Eukaryota, Metazoa, Arthropoda, Insecta, Hymenoptera, Vespidae. Gene Ontology annotation, biological process: proteolysis. Gene Ontology annotation, molecular function: dipeptidyl-peptidase activity; serine-type exopeptidase activity. Bases 1 to 1437 code for a protein of 478 amino acids. The transcript is spliced from 10 exons.